CAGCCUCCAGCCUGUUGAGGCAGAAACGGCCGUCGGUUUCAGAGUGAGUUUAUCAGUGUGUGUGUGUGUGUUUGAGUGGAGGAAGUGGGCCGCCCGUCACACGCAUCUGACAGCAGACACACAGUUUACCGUUAGAACACGGCUUUCCCUUUGUUUGGUUGUUUUUUUGGUUGUUUUGUGUGUAGUUGUCUCCGGAAACUGUAGCGAUGCGUGCGGCAGAAUGAGAGCCGAAGAUGAGGCGCUGCAGUCGGCGUUGAGCUGCGUCUCUACCCGGUGUCUCCGGUUGUCUCUGGUCGUCUCCUGGGAGGACUGAAGCGGGUCAUCGGAGCAGCCAGGGUGCAUGAUGGGAUCUUUCCGGCGCCCCAGGCCUCGGUUUAUGAGUUCUCCGGUUCUGUCGGACCUGGCCCGGUUCCACGCCAGCUCGACGUCGCUGCAGCUGUCCAACGCCAGCGUGUGGAACAGCGUCCAAUCAGCUGUGAUCAAAGUGUUCCAGGGCGGAGCGCUGCAGACCAACGAGCUGUUCACGCUUAACGAGAGCAUAAGGUGGCUCCUUAAAACUGAGAUGGGCUCCUUCAUCACCGACUACUUGCAGAACCAGCUGCUGACUCCAGGUCUGUCUGAAGUCCUGGACCAGGUCCUCCUCCACUCAGGUGAGUCUGCCCUCAGAUCAGGUACCGUAAACCCUAUAAUGUUGGGUAACAGUACCCCUCUCUCUCUCUCUCUCUGUCAGGGUACCCACGAGUCGGGUCUUCCCAGUCUGGAGUACUACCAGCUGGAGCGCCUGGUGGCCAUCGUCGUGUCUCCGUAUCUCAGCAACGUUCUGCACAACAGAAACCCAACCCAGCUGCUGGAGCCUCGCCACCUGUGCUCGUCUCCGAAGGUCACCGUGACGCAGCACCACACCUGGUCGGACUCGGCGUCCCUGGCGCCGCUGGUGGAGCAGGAGGGCGAGGCCUACCUGGAGAAGUCUGGCGGCGUGCGGCGCCACACGGUGGCCAGCGCGCCCUCGGACGUCCGGCUGCUGUCUGCGGCGGGCAGGAUGCAUGCUGGGAAGGGGAGGGAGAUGGACAACGGCGUGGGGGGAGGGGGAGGGGUGGAGUUUAUGGUCGGGGGCGGGACGAUGAGUCCCAGGACGUUCUCCAGCCAACCGGACGUAGCCGAGGCUCCGAGGGGAAGAGUCAUCAGCCUUCCUCGCAGCUGAUUGGAUUAAAAAGGAGACGAGACAGUAGGAGAGGAAACAAGACAGUAGGAGAGGAAACGAGACACGAGGAGAGGAAACGAGACAUUAGGAGAGGAAACGAGUCAGGAGGAGAGGAAACGAGUCAGUAGGAGAGGAAACGAGUCAGUAGGAGAGGAAACGAGUCAGUAGGAGAGGAAACGAGACACGAGGAGAGGAAACGAGACAUUAGAAGAGGAAACGAGACACGAGGAGAGGAAACGAGACAUUAGGAGAGGAAACGAGACAGGAGGAGAGGAAACGAGUCAGGAGGAGAGGAAACGAGUCAGUAGGAGAGGAAACGAGUCAGCAGGAGAGGAAACGAGACACGAGGAGAGGAAACGAGACAUUAGGAGAGGAAACGAGACACGAGGAGAGGAAACGAGACAUUAGGAGAGGAAACGAGACAGGAGGAGAGGAAACGAGUCAGUAGGAGAGGAAACGAGUCAGUAGGAGAGAAAAAGAGUCAGUAGGAGAGGAAACAAGUCAGUAGGAGAGGAAACGAGACAGUAGGAGAGGAAACGAGACACGAGGAGAGGAAACGAGACACGAGGAGAGGAAACGAGACAUGAGGAGAGGAAAUGAGACAGUAGGAGAAGAAACGAGACAGUAGGAGAAGAAACGAGACAGUAGGAGAGGAAACGAGACAGUAGGAGAGGAAACGAGACACGAGGAGAGGAAAUGAGACAGUAGGAGAAGAAACGAGACAGUAGGAGAGGAAACGAGACAGUAGGAGAGGAAACGAGACACGAGGAGAGGAAACGAGUCAGGAGGAGAGGAAACGAGACAUUAGUAGAAGAAACGAGACAGGAGGAGAGGAAACAAGACAGGAGGAGAGGAAACGAGUCAGUAGGAGAGGAAACGAGUCAGUAGGAGAAGAAACGAGACACGAGGCCUCUGAGUCCCUGAUCCAGGAUCAGGAUAAAUAUGUUUUAGGAUUGUUAAAGAUGAAUAAAGAUGAAUUCAUACA
Messenger RNA from Perca fluviatilis (European perch), 2186 nucleotides. It is a transcript of the gene prr5l, whose product is annotated as proline rich 5 like. Gene Ontology annotation, cellular component: TORC2 complex. The coding region runs from base 341 to 1201 and encodes 286 amino acids. The record is from RefSeq and is a predicted model, not a curated record. Gene Ontology annotation, biological process: TORC2 signaling. NCBI's taxonomy places the organism in Eukaryota, Metazoa, Chordata, Actinopteri, Perciformes, Percidae. The transcript has 7 exons.